This is a messenger RNA of Letharia lupina, 1002 nucleotides long. RefSeq lists its product as uncharacterized. The record is from RefSeq and is a predicted model, not a curated record. The transcript is spliced from 3 exons. Lineage: Eukaryota; Fungi; Ascomycota; Lecanoromycetes; Lecanorales; Parmeliaceae. The coding region runs from base 1 to 1002 and encodes 333 amino acids. Gene Ontology annotation, molecular function: FAD binding; oxidoreductase activity.
AUGGGCCCUGGUCUCGGUGGCGGAUUUGGUCGUUUCUCAGGGUAUUAUGGUUUAGUCUUGGACAGUAUUAUAGAGCUGGACGUUGUCUUGGCCAACGGCUCAAUAAUCACCGUCUCCGAAUCCUCUCAUUCAGAUCUCUUCUGGGGCAUGCGAGGCGCUGGGCAUAACUUCGGCAUCGUCACUCGCUUCAGCUACAAGAUUUAUGACAUCCCGCAUCCAGAUUGGUUUUUUUCAACCAUGACUUUUACGAACGAUAAGCUGGAAGCAGUUUUCGAAGCACUGAAUACUUUUGGUGCGAAUGGCACUCAGCCAAAGGAGGCAGUGACUUAUACUCUUUACACCCUGAAUCCUGAGAUAAGCGCUACUGAGCCAGUGGUCAUCUUUGUCCUCCAGUUCGGUGCUUCAGCCGUCGAGGCAGCACCCAUACUAGCCCCAUUUUUCGCGCUGAAACCCCUCUCAGCAACAAAUGAGACUGUACCUUACACCGGUGCAGCGCACGCCGCUGGCGCUGGCGUUACGGAUGCGACUUGUCUGCCGGGAGUCAGCGCGCAGUUGUACCCUGUCGGGUUACAAACUUAUAACAUCAGCACCAACCGGGCCAUAUACAAUCUGUACAAAACUAUGGUCAAUGAGAACCCGGGUUUGAACACCUCCAUCGUUCAAUUUGAGGGAUACGCGCAGCAAGGGAUCAGAGCUGUUGACCCGGACAGCACGGCCUACGCGCAUCGCGGCGAUAGUUUGCUUGUUUCCUACGGCCCCAUCUGGUCUCCCAGCGAACCUAGCCUCGCGGCCGUAGCAAGCGACUACGGCCACCAGGCUCGAACCACUUUCCACGCCGGCGAACCUGGACGCACGCUGAAUACCUACGUCAAUUAUGCGUCGAGUGAUGAGACGCCGGAGAUGCUGUACGGGUACGAACCGUGGAGAUUGGAGAGGUUGAGGAAGCUGAAGAGCGAGUACGAUCCUAAGGGCAAGUUCAACUUUUACAAUCCGAUUCGAUGA